AUGACCAUGACCAAAGAUUUGGUUACCGAGAACGGGGCUGCUACACCAGUCGAAGACCUCUGGUUCGAGGAUGGCAACUUAAUUCUCAAAGCGGAGAACUCGUUGUUUAAGAUAUACAGUGGCCUCCUGGCCGCCAGAUCUUCUGUGUUUCGCGAUAUGCUGGCAUUUCCACCGCCCGCUGAAGGGAACGCGACAGUUUCCGGAUGCCCUAUAGUCACCGUAUACGAUUCGGCGAAGGACAUGGGAUACUUCUUGAGGGCGGUCUUCGAUACUAGUUAUUUUGAGCCACCGCCAGUUCAGUCAGAACUCCCUAUCGUAGAAGGAGUACUACGCCUCAGUCUCAAAUACGACGUACAAUAUCUACGCCGUCGUGCUCUCCAGCAUCUCCUCUCCACGUUCCCUACCACACUUGAGCAUUGGAAACAACGCGAUACUCACCGCACGAUACCCCCCGUCGACAAUACUCCCUUUGCUGCGUUCCGUCUGGCACGGCAAUUUGAACUCACCUGGCUGCUUCCAUCUAUUUUAUACUGCAUCAGCAGCCACCCUUUCGAGAAGACACUCGACAAGUCUACAUGGGGUUCUGAAGAAAUAACCCUCUCAUGGCCCGACAAGCGCAUGUGCAUCCUCGGCCGGCAGAGGAUCAUCAUGAAGCAGACACAGAAUGCCCUCAAGAUGAUGAAGCAUGCACACACUAACGCCGUCGAAGGUUGCACGAGCGAGAUGUGCGCGGCGACUCGCCAGCGCUGUGCGCAGGUGCUCGCUGACUGGGAUAUGGCCGGCCUGCUCGACUACUUCGAGGACAAUGCGGACAUGUAUUAUUCUGGCUUUUGCGCGCGGUGCCGUGCUGCAUUCAAAGACCUCUGUGCAUCUGAAUGCCAGGAUUUGUGGGACGAGUUGCCUUCCAUGUUCGAUCUCCCGAAUUGGGAGGUACUUGAAGGUCUGAGACGCAGGUCUUUGGAAUGA
This is a messenger RNA of Psilocybe cubensis, 966 nucleotides long. RefSeq lists its product as uncharacterized. NCBI's taxonomy places the organism in Eukaryota, Fungi, Basidiomycota, Agaricomycetes, Agaricales, Agrocybaceae. The record is from RefSeq and is a predicted model, not a curated record. Gene Ontology annotation, molecular function: protein binding. The coding region runs from base 1 to 966 and encodes 321 amino acids. The transcript is spliced from 2 exons.